UGUAAACAGAAUGACAAAAUUAAGUUCUGAACUUUCAGUCCUGGUGUGCCUUAAAGCCAGCAACAGAAGAAAUUGCUAUGUGCUGAAAGGAGUUCAAAAAUUACUGUCCAAAAUCAGCAAGGUGAAGAACGCUAUGCUACCUUUGGGAUUUUUCAAUAUGAAUUCAUGGAACUUUUGAUGCUUUGGCAGUGGAGACAUUAAUUCUUUCAAGCUUUGCUUAUAAGAGCACGAACUUCCCAUUAGCACAAUGAAUUCCACUCAUUCUACAUUCUAUUUGCCGACAACGAACAGCACAGAAGAUCUGAAUGAAAGCAGUAACCUGAACAACAGUGCAGCUUUCUGUGAACAGGUCCCAAUUAAAUCUGAAGUGUUUCUGACUCUAGGAAUCAUCAGCCUCUUGGAAAACAUCCUCGUUAUACUUGCAAUUCUUAAAAACAAAAACCUCCAUUCUCCAAUGUAUUUUUUUCUCUGUAGUCUAGCAGUGGCAGACAUGCUGGUAAGUGUAUCUAAUGCCUUGGAGACAAUUGUAAUUGCAUUUUUAAACAAUGGCUACUUAGUGGCUACUGACCAGUUUAUUCAACAAAUGGACAAUGUUUUUGACUCAAUGAUCUGUAUUUCCCUGGUGGCAUCAAUAUGUAAUCUACUGGUUAUUGCCAUUGACAGGUACAUCACUAUCUUCUAUGCUUUGCGCUACCACAGUAUUAUGACGGUAAAACGGGCUUUAAUUCUUAUGGUAAUUAUUUGGAUUACUUGCAUCUGCUGUGGUAUCACCUUCAUCAUUUAUUCAGACAGCAAAACAGUUAUCAUUUGUCUUAUCACCAUGUUCUUCACCAUGCUUUUCCUCAUGACUACCCUUUAUGUCCAUAUGUUUAUGCUUGCUCGCCUACAUGUUAAAAGAAUUGCCACGUUCCCAGUUAAUGGUAUCGUCCAACAAAGGACUUGCAUGAAAGGGGCAAUUACCAUCACCAUCCUCCUUGGGAUCUUCAUUGUCUGUUGGGCUCCUUUUUUCCUUCACCUUAUCCUCAUCAUAUCGUGUCCGAAAAAUCCAUACUGUAUCUGUUACACAUCACACUUUAACACAUACCUGAUUCUCAUCAUGUGUAAUUCGGUCAUUGAUCCCAUGAUAUAUGCCUUUCGAAGUCAGGAGAUGCGCAAGACUUUCAAAGAAAUCUGCUAUUGUGUGAGUCUCAGCUUAUGUUGUAAGUGGUAACUUCAUCAGCUUCACAUGACUGUAACAGGUCUGUUUGAACUACUGGAGCAGGGUUUUAACACAUUUCAGACAACCUCACAUUACAAUGCUGUGAAAAGGAAACUUUCGGACAGAAUUUUGGAUGAUGGAAGUCCUGAAUCAAAGUCUUCAGCAAAUUUAUGCUGAAAAUUGUGGUCGCAGCUUUUGGAGAGACUAAAAAUAGACUGCAUUACUCUUUCCUGAUAUUUUAAAGUAAAUGCAUGAGCUUCAAUUGCAAAUGAUGCCACAAAAAUGCAAACCCACAUUUGAUUACAAUGUGAUUGUGUACAUUUAUGAAUUUAAAUGAAGAGUAGUUGGAAAUGAUAAUGGGGGUCAUUAGUGAAUAACAGGUUUGUUUGACAUCCCAAUGUUUCCUACCGGAAUAGAAGAAAUAUACAGUUUAUUUUAAACAGGAAACAUAGUUAAAAUUACAAAGGAUGCCUUUUGACCAGGUAUAAGGUCACUGGUUGAUAUAAUCAAGUCAUUUAUAUCUUUUUUCCCGUUCAUGUAAGUCCUGUCUUUGAUCGUUUCAACAGUGCUGCUGUGCAUGUUAAUAGUCUGUGGUUGCUCAAGCAGUAUAAAGCUGCAACUUUCUGCAAUCUAUGUUGUUUACACUUUAAAGUUGCAGUAAGUCAACAACUGUACCAGGAUAUUAUAGUUACCACACCAAUUCCUUGCAUUUCCUGCCCAUGAGCACUCAGAGAUAUGUUUAUUUAAAUAU
This is a messenger RNA of Stegostoma tigrinum, 1949 nucleotides long. Its product is annotated as melanocortin receptor 3-like. The record is from RefSeq and is a predicted model, not a curated record. The transcript has a single exon. Lineage: Eukaryota; Metazoa; Chordata; Chondrichthyes; Orectolobiformes; Stegostomatidae. Gene Ontology annotation, cellular component: membrane. Gene Ontology annotation, molecular function: peptide hormone binding; melanocyte-stimulating hormone receptor activity. Gene Ontology annotation, biological process: G protein-coupled receptor signaling pathway. Bases 248 to 1210 code for a protein of 320 amino acids.